Fusarium odoratissimum NRRL 54006 is the source of this 1519-nucleotide messenger RNA. RefSeq lists its product as uncharacterized. Gene Ontology annotation, molecular function: pectinesterase activity. Gene Ontology annotation, biological process: cell wall modification. The transcript is spliced from 7 exons. NCBI's taxonomy places the organism in Eukaryota, Fungi, Ascomycota, Sordariomycetes, Hypocreales, Nectriaceae. Bases 257 to 1264 code for a protein of 335 amino acids. The record is from RefSeq and is a predicted model, not a curated record.
AGCUAUUUAACGGCAGAAAGUUGCCGAAUGUUUGUCGUAUGAUCCGAUCAGUUGCAUUUUAAACUUGUUAUUUCAGCCUGAUAUCGAACUGUGAUUUUCCAUGAAUGGGAUAAGCUUCUGGAUAACCUUAGCUCAGCCAACUGGCAGUUAACUCCAUCUGAAAACACGAUAACUGCCUGCCUUUAUCUCCAUAACCAGGUCAUCAUCGUUCGUUGAAACCGUGCAGUCAUACAGAUUCUCUAUUCUCAUCAUCAGCAUGCCGUUCUCCAAGGGCCUUUUCCACUUGGUCCAAUUGGCGCUUUUCCUCCGUCAAGGUCCAUCUUUCGGUGAAGCAGCCAGCCUUCCAACCCGAGCGGACAAUAGUCGCACUGUUGCCCCUGCGAAUUGUAUCGUGGUAAAACCCAGUGGUGCAAGUGCAUCAGAGUUCACCAGUCUACAAGCUGCCGUCAACUCCAUCGGUUCAUCUACCAAGCCUGCGUGUAUCUUCCUCAACUCGGGAACUUACAAUGAGCGAGUGGAGAUCAAGGUCAAAGCACCCUUGACCCUCUAUGGGUCAACCACCGAUACUGGAAGCUAUAAGAAGAACACCGUAAUUAUCCAGAAUACUCUUGGGUCACAAGAUGCGGGCUCUUUAGAUGCAAGCUCAACCGUUAAUCUUAGGUCCAAUGAUUUCGCCGCGUACAACAUUGACUUCGUCAACGGGUAUACAGCUGGACAGGCUGUUGCCUUGACGGCAAAUGGCAACAAAACCGGAUUUUACGGCUGCUCUUUCAAGUCGUACCAGGAUACUCUGUAUGUCAAGGCUGGAUGGAUGUACUACUCCAACUGUUAUAUCGAGGGCGCGGUUGAUUACAUCUUUGGCAACGGCCAUGCAUGGAUAGGCGAAUCCACUAUUGCCUCUAAUGGACCGGGCUACAUCACUGCAUCAUCUCGGACCGAACCAACCGACACCUCACGUUAUAUCAUCGAUCACAGCACGAUCACAUCUACCGGCACCCAAGAUCUGACCAACAAAGUCUACCUCGGACGUCCUUGGAGAGUCAACGCACGAGUGAUGUACCAGUACAGCACUCUGACAAAUGUCGUGAGACCAGAGGGCUACUCACCCAUGGCUGAAGGCGCAACACCUGUUUUCCAAGAGUUCGAAAACACUGGUGCUGGUGCCGAUACUUCGCAGAGAAAGUACUUCACCCCAUCGGAUAAGGCUCUGACGAAGCAGGAUCUUUGGGGAGCUGAUUUCAAGUGGUAUGAUACGAGCUACUAGUGUUUGAGGUCUACACAUAUAUGAGAGAUAAGGAAUAAUACUACGCAAGAACACCCUCUUGGCUUGCUAUCAAUAAAUUACUUGCCUGGAGUCGAAGGAUCGACACUGGUGUUCCAUCUUUGUAAUAUCUAACGGCAUUCCAUCAGCUGUUUUGACUGCACCCAUACCAUCAACCAAGGCUCCUCUCCAGGUCUUGCACUGCUGAGAUGAAGAUAUGCGUCCUCUUCUAGCUUCCAGGUCAGAUCACCUGGAGAG